AUGGGGUCAUGUAAGCACACGCUUGCCCGGUACGAACCGCUGCCCGACUGGCCUAUCAAAAAAUCUGAUCCGUCGGCUUUAGAUAAUUUCUACGAUUCUACUAAGAGCAAAGAGGAAACUGAAGAAGAGACUGAGGAAGACAACGAAGAAGAGAACGAAGAGGCAGAGGUAGAAGUAACACCAGCAUCCUCAGAAGAGAAUGGAACCGACUAUCAACAGAUGUAG
Messenger RNA from Paraglomus brasilianum, 225 nucleotides. The record is from the annotation of a GenBank genome assembly. NCBI's taxonomy places the organism in Eukaryota, Fungi, Glomeromycota, Glomeromycetes, Paraglomerales, Paraglomeraceae.